This is a messenger RNA of Erythranthe guttata (spotted monkey flower), 2514 nucleotides long. RefSeq lists its product as uncharacterized. The record is from RefSeq and is a predicted model, not a curated record. NCBI's taxonomy places the organism in Eukaryota, Viridiplantae, Streptophyta, Magnoliopsida, Lamiales, Phrymaceae.
AAGAAAGAAAGCAAUUAAUUUGCCAUCAAACGGCACCUUUCCCCAAUUGUUGUAAAGAACUUAAAAAAGUGAUCUUUCAUUCUCAAAUCUCUGCACACACACACACACACACUACAUUUACGAAUUCCAAGAAACGACACCACACACACACACACACUCACACACUACACACACUGCUCUUCACCGCGCCUCUUCGUCUUCAUAAAAAACCCUCUUUCUCCCCCCCACACACAGAAAUACGCAGUUAUUACUUUUUGCUCUCACCUUCUGUGAUAAUUAACUGAAGGUUCUACAAUGCCUCCGGCAGCAGAAACGGCGGCGCCGCCGCCAAAAUGGGAGGUGGGCCCCACAGAGGAGGUGGUUCAGGCAUUUAUCGAAACCCUCGUCGAUCCUAGGUUGCCUUUGAGUGUUUCGAUUGACGACCCUCCGGACGAAGAUGCUCAUAGAUCUGUUGCCAGACAGAUGCAUGCAGUUGUUGUGCUCUACAACUACUACCACAGGAAGCAAAAACCCGAACUCGAAUUCCUCGAUUUCGUCCCCUUCUCUAAGCUUGCUCUGUCACUCCGACCGAAUCUUAUCCCGUUCAUGAAAUUCACCAACGAGAGCGAGUCAAUCGAGUUCGACGGUAACGAAAACGGGCUUUCAGAAACCGAAAAGUCAAUAAAAAAUGCGUGCGAUAUCUCUAAAGCUUUAGAUGCGAAUAAAGAUUUUCCGACCAUCGAAAAUUGUCCGGUAUCAAAAGUUGCUGUCUUGCUGAUAGACUCGAAGAGAGAGAACUGUUUGCUGCAGUUCGGUUCCGCCACCGAAGGCGUCUGGUCGCUAAUCGAGAAGGAGGUUAGUGACGAAACAUUGCAGGAAGAAAACAAUGUCGGUAAUAAGAGGAAACGAAAGGCGGUGUUGGAUAACGAUAGUCAGUCUCUUCUGCAGCUUGCUUUUGAUUCCGUCAAGGCUAUUACUGGUUUCGACAGUUCCGAUCUUGCGGUAUUGGAAAUUCAUGUUACGUAUUCGUUGAGCAAAGAAAAGUCGGCUGUUAAAUUUUAUAUGAUCGAAUGCUCUCAGACAUUUAACAAAAACCAGACAGUUCCUCUCGAUUUUCUCGUUGAGAGUUUGCAAGGACCUUUGGCUGAAAAGUUCGAUGGUAGUUGGUCGACUAUACUAAAUAUAAUCGAGUAUUGUCAAAUGUUUCCUUACUUGCCCUUCAUCUCGUCUUGGCUGCCUAGGAAAGAUUUAUGUGUACCGAUUUUAAUAGAACCUUUUAGAAGCAGUGUACCGAUUUCGGCUUCUUCGAACGAUGGCAUUGAUGAAAAUAUAGGCAACGAGAAUGGUGAAGAAGGUCAAAAGAAGUUGAAACAUUCACUAGAAAGUUCCGGAAACAUCUCUACAUCGAAAAAAGGUGGGAUUUUCGCAAACAAAUCGAACAAAAAAUCCAACAAUUCCGCUAAAAGGGACGCGAGCAAAACCAAAAGCAACAUCGGCCUCGAAAAUCGAGAUAACGACAGUGACAAACGUAGUACCCGUUCGUUAACAAGGAGUAUAUCGAAAGACUAUAAUAAUAAUAAUACUGCGACGGGAAAUCACAAUAAUAUUGACAAUGGGGAUUCUGCUAAAAAGGGUUUAUUACCGAAUAGUGGGAAAAAAACUCGAGACGCGGAAAAAAAUGGAAGUCCGAGUGGAUGUCCGAAGGUUUCACCGAUUAUUAGUGAGGAUAAUAGUAAUGCAAGAAAGGAAUAUGAUGACGUGGAAAUCUUGUCCGAUAAUACGGAAGCGAAAAAUGUGCAGGAUUCGGAGUAUCUGGAGAUUGCUUUGGCAAUUCUUUAUCAUAAAAGACAACAAUUGUGUACUCAAAUCUGCACUAUGGAAGAUGAGUGUGCAUUAUAUGAUCAUCUCAUUGAACGAUUAAGGAAUGGUGGUGAAGUUGGUUUAGCUCGUAAAUUUACCGAAUCAAUCGAAGCUGGGAAGAUUCAUUUGCUGCUGAAGAAUGAAAAUGACGACAACUGUAAAUCCGAGAAGCAAACAAAAUUACCGGAAAUUUUUCUCCCUGGUCAAUCUUCAUGUGAAGAUUUGGAGUAUAUAUGUGUGAAGAAUAAAUGGAGGCUGCCGAAAUAUUCCGUCGUGCCAUCAAAUGGUAAAUUUCUGUCGAAUGUGGCGGUGGAAAGUAACGAUUUGAAGCUGUCGACGGAGGGUAGUGCGGGGUCCACUCCCGUAGAAGCAAGGGAAUCGGCUGCUGCACAAAUGAUUGGCAAAAUUAAAACUCGUUACUGUGUUAACGAAAUCUGAUUUAUUAGGAGUUAAUUUCGGUUCGAUCAAGUAGUUUUUUUCGUCGUGCGAACGUAGUUGCUAGUUAAUUAGCACUUGAACCACAAGAAAGUUUUUGGACUUGAUAGGUUGGUUUUUUUUUUUUGUGAUUUUUUUGCUGCUGAAGGAUAUAAUGUGGAAGUUUUUUAGACUUUACUUUUUGCACUUCACUCCCCAUGUCAUGUUUUAUUUACAAUUAGGUCCCUACUUUUUAGGGAG